This is a messenger RNA of Daldinia decipiens, 1104 nucleotides long. RefSeq lists its product as uncharacterized. Lineage: Eukaryota; Fungi; Ascomycota; Sordariomycetes; Xylariales; Hypoxylaceae. The coding region runs from base 1 to 1104 and encodes 367 amino acids. The transcript has a single exon. The record is from RefSeq and is a predicted model, not a curated record.
AUGGCGUCUCGAUCGCGCAACCAUCACAAUCGCUACGACGAUCCUUAUGUCUUUGACGACCCGUAUCGUCAUUCGAAUUCGCCUAUCAAUGACACCGGGUACGAAUACGUUGGUACUGAAGAAGCCUCCAUCGCUCCCAAAUCUCAUCGCGGUACAUCCCCAGGUCCUGAACCACGUCGACGACAAAGUCCCUCUAGGAGAAACUCCAGAACCACCAGCCCUCCUCGGUAUAAACGCGAUAGAGCACAUACCCUACCAUUAAGACCUGAUCGACGCUCAUCACCCCAUAGAACUUCUCGACAUGCCUCGCCACCUCACACCGACAGGAGGGCAUCUCGAAGUAAACAGCAUGAAGAUCAAGGCUUCCUUCAACGGCCGGGUGUUAAACGUACCAAGUCUAUAGGCCAGAAAGGCUUAAAAUUCCUUAGCGAAGCGGCUGCAUUAUACGCUGCAACACAGGGCGGACCAGGUGACCGAGACCGAGACCGCUCGCAGAGUCGCGAUAAUUCUCGCCGUAGCUCCCAUUAUGAUUCGGAACCAAGACACCGUCCUCGUCAUCGGCACCACUCUCCUACCCCUUCCCCGUCGCCCCACAGGAGGCGUUCACGGGCAUAUAGCGAUAGUAGACAUCGGAGACGCAGAUCUCCGUCUGUAAGUGACGAGUCAGAUUAUGAACGCGAUCGAGGUCGACACCACCGACGAUCCCGAGCCAAUUCAUACACUCAGAGUCCGUCACCGUCUCCUCCGCGUCACCGGAGCCGUAAAUCUAAAUCAGUGUCGGCCGGCGUCGGAUCUUCCAAGGUACCUGACGAAGUUGUUGCCCAUAGAUGGCAAAUGGCUGCUCGAGCAGCUCUUGAAGCGGGUGGCCUCACUGCCUUCAGACUUCGCAAGGACCCAGGCAGCUGGACAGGCGAGAAGGGCGCCAAAAUAGCCACAGCUGCUUUGGGAGCAGCAGCGAUCGACGCCUUUAUCGACAAGGACCCAAGACGAGUAAAAUCCAACGGGGUCAUGGGGUUCGCUGAAAACACGAUUAGCAGCAUGAUCGCAUCGAAACUGAUGGGUGUCAAGGGCCCUGGUAAAAACGGGGGUAAAUCGAAACACUGA